Penaeus indicus is the source of this 3129-nucleotide messenger RNA. Its product is annotated as transmembrane protease serine 9-like. The transcript is spliced from 19 exons. The record is from RefSeq and is a predicted model, not a curated record. Gene Ontology annotation, biological process: proteolysis. Bases 8 to 3055 code for a protein of 1015 amino acids. Gene Ontology annotation, molecular function: serine-type endopeptidase activity. Lineage: Eukaryota; Metazoa; Arthropoda; Malacostraca; Decapoda; Penaeidae.
GGCCGCGAUGGCGAGACUCAUCCUCGUGGCGCUCGUGGUUAUAUCGUCGACUGAGCAGUUUCAAGCGAGACUGAAGAAACAUCAUCCAUAUGCAAAAGGUCUCCAGUCGUUGAUCAGAAGCGAUUCUGAUGAUAUUCUUGGAAGGACAGGAUCUUAUGUUCGUCAAGAUGACACCAAACAGCCAAAAGUUUCUGAAUUAAAGGUUCUUGAUGAUCCCACCCAUGCUAACGCCUCAGGAUUUAUUAUACCGAGGGAGGAUUAUACCCAUCCUAAUGCCUCAGGAUUUAUCAUACCGAGGGAGGAUUCUAGUCACCCUAAUGCCUCAGGAUUUAUCAUACCGAGGGAGGAUUCCACCCGCCCUAACGCCUCAGGAUUUAUCAUACCGAGGGAGGAUUCCACCCACCCUAACGCCUCAGGAUUUAUCAUACCGAGGGAGGAUUCCACCCACCCUAACGCCUCAGGAUUUAUCAUACCGAGGGAGGAUUCUAGCCACCCUAACGCCUCAGGAUUUAUCAUACCGAGGGAGGAUUCUAGCCACCCUAACGCCUCAGGAUUUAUCAUACCGAGGGAGGAUUCUAGCCACCCUAACGCCUCAGGAUUUAUCAUACCGAGGGAAGAUUCCAGCCAUCCCAACGCCUCAGGAUUUAUCAUACCGAAGGAGGAUUCUAGUCACCCUAAUGCCUCAGGAUUUAUCAUACCGAAGGGGGAUUCUAGCCACCCUAACGCCUCAGGAUUUAUCAUACCGAGGGAGGAUUCCACCCACCCUAACGCCUCAGGAUUUAUCAUCCCGAGAGAAAACCCAACGCACCCGAGCGCCACAGGAUUCAUCACGCCGAAGGAGAAUUCAAACAAACCAAAUGCCUCGGGUUUCAUCCUUCCGCGAGAGACUCUGAGGAAAUCCCGUGGCCUGAAGAUGGAUUUACCUGCCUUACCCGCCAGCCUCGAGGAAUCCCAAAAAGUGAAGCGAGAUGAACAAAAUCACGUUGAAAAGCUACUCGGGAAAUCUCGGUCACAGAAAGACAGCAGAGUGGUGUCCUGCGGCCCCCACGUCCUGCAGCCUGGGUCCAAAGUCACGAUCGCCACCAAGCGCUUUCCUCGGCCGUAUCCUGCAGGGUACAAGUGCUUCUGGUCCUUUCAGGUAGCGGGCAGUCCAAGCGACGGCAAGCUAGAGUUGAAGUGCCCGACCUUCCUCCUCCCGAGCUGCUGGCGGGGCUCCUGGCGCUGGAGGAGGCGCUGCCGGGGCAACUACCUCGCCCUCUCCCACUCCUCCAGCAACGUGUACAAAAAGUACUUCGGCAGGAAGGGACCCGAGGACGUCAGCACAGAAGGCGGUGUCCUUAAGCUUUUCCUUAGUACCAUAAGAGGUUUUCGAGCAAGAGGGUUCUCCUGCACCGUCGAGGCUUUCGCUGGCAGUACGACAACCACCACAACCACCACUCCAGCUCCUGAGGAAGACGUAUGUGAUCUCACGAAAAACCGCUGUGGCCUCAAUCACAAGAGAAAUACAAACCGCAUCGUGUCCGGCCAAAACGCGGGCGUAGGGGCGUGGCCGUGGGUGGGCGGUCUCACUCUACGGGGAGAUUCGGGCGUGUUCUGCGGCGCAACACUUAUCCAUCCCGAGUGGGCACUUACGGCCGCCCACUGUGCUGAGGCGAUCAAGUCCAAUGGUGUUGAGGCAGAUUUGCUCCUUGGCGCCCAUGACCUGUUGCAUCCUCAGCCUCAGUUGCAACGCAGACAGAUCACGGACUUGAAUUCUCACCCCCUGUACGACAGUUCAACGCUCGACAACGACAUCGCUCUCAUACGUCUGGCAUCUCCGGCAAUCAUGACCGAACACGUCCACUUAGCCUGCCUGUCGCCCGAGAGGAGCUUGGAUUCCACGGGCGUCGUCACAGGCUGGGGAUCGCUUGAGGAAGGAGGGUCGUCCGCCCAGAUCCUGCAGGAGGUGGAGGUGGGCGUGCUGGAAUGGGCGGACUGUCGCAAGGUCUAUGGCAGUGAGCUCAAGUCCUCCAUGAUGUGUGCGGGCGGCGCUCUCGGCGAUGCAUGUCAGGGCGACAGCGGGGGCGGCCUCGUGUUCCAGGCGCCGAGUGGGCGGUGGACGGUCGCGGGCGUGGUGUCGUGGGGGUAUGGCUGUGCACGCCCAGGAUACCCGGGGGUCUAUGCAAAUGUUACCAAUUUCCUUCCCUGGGUGAGAAGCACGGCGGGUUUGGCCAAGUGUCAGAAACCUGGGCCAUCUCCAUCCCCACCAGACGGCAUCACCACCACCACCACUGUCACCACCACGACGCCGUCACAAUGCAGAUGUGGCCGAACCAACAAGCGGAUCGUGGGCGGACAGGAGACGGGCGUGAAUGAGUACCCGUGGCAUGUGGGCAUCGCCAGGAGGGGGCAGACCUUCCCCUUCUGCGGCGCCUCCGUUAUCUCAUCACGUCACGUGCUCACGGCGGCGCACUGCACGGAACCGAUCACCAAAUACAGGUGGAAGGUUGAAGCUCUUAUCGGUUACCACCAACUUUCCUCGAUCUCUGCCACUCCAGCUGCCCAAAGAGUACCCAUUGGCACGAUCCACCAGCACUCGGGAUACAACCCUAGCACCCUGGCCAACGACAUCGCCAUCAUUGAGCUCCCGUCUCGCCUGCAGCUGGAGGAUCCUCGCGUGGGGCCUGUGUGUCUCCCUCGCCCUGGGCUCCUGUACGAGGGCGCCGCGGCUUUCGUCACGGGAUGGGGCAGGGUCUCGGAAGGUGGUUCUCAGGCCGUGAAGUUGCAAGAAGUUGAAGUGCCGGUGAUAAGCAAUGCAGAGUGUGAAGUUAGUUACCCCGGCGCCAUCUUCCCCACGUCCCUCUGUGCUGGGGUGGCCGAGGGAGGAAAAGACUCAUGUCAGGGCGACAGCGGAGGGCCCUUGGUAACAGCGGGGGGACGCGGCCUGGAGCAAGUGGGCGUCGUCUCCUGGGGAACCGGCUGCGCAAGGCCUGGGAGACCGGGCGUGUAUACGAGGGUAACAGAAUAUCUCGACUGGAUCACUGCCAUUAUGGGAAGCGAGGGCCAGUGUGCCUGAGGCUGAAGGAAUCCCCGCUUGGCACUUGUUACAAUUUGAUCAGUUAUCGCCAAAAUACACAGCUAGUAAAUUCA